Nyctereutes procyonoides (raccoon dog) is the source of this 2171-nucleotide messenger RNA. RefSeq names its product zinc finger and BTB domain containing 37 (gene ZBTB37). Gene Ontology annotation, molecular function: DNA-binding transcription factor activity, RNA polymerase II-specific; protein binding; RNA polymerase II cis-regulatory region sequence-specific DNA binding. The transcript is spliced from 4 exons. Gene Ontology annotation, biological process: regulation of transcription by RNA polymerase II. Lineage: Eukaryota; Metazoa; Chordata; Mammalia; Carnivora; Canidae. The record is from RefSeq and is a predicted model, not a curated record. Bases 482 to 1993 code for a protein of 503 amino acids.
GCAGCUCCGCGCCCGCCUCCGCUUGCCGCCUGGACGGGGUCCCGGGGCGCCGCCCCCUUCCCGGUGCCCUGCCCUCACCUGAAGGCUAGCUCCCCAGCCUCACGCCUUGCACCCCUCUCCUCCCCCGCUCCUCGGUGACAUAUCGCCCUUCCGCCAGUUCCCCGCUACCCACGCUUCCCAACGCAGACUGAAGCCACUCAAAUACCGGAGUGGCCAACCCCAUGGCGUUCCCGGUUCUCCCUCUUGCAGCUCUCACCCUUCCAGUGCCGACGGUAAAGACCUAACUCCAGGGGCUUCCUCCUCACUGGGGAAUUGCCGGGAAGAGCAAACAAAAAAGGCGCUGGUGUAGGCUCCAAAAUAAACACAUCUGAAUUCAUGAUGGCAUCGACAGAGGCUCUUAUUGGAUUAAAAGUUUCAAAACAAACAAAAACGCUUUGGAAAAAGCAGGGUUGAAUGUCUGCCUACACCCUCAGGCACGACCAUGGAGAAAGGUGGGAACAUACAACUGGAGAUCCCCGACUUCAGCAACUCUGUUCUGAGCCAUCUAAACCAGCUGCGCAUGCAGGGCCGCCUCUGUGAUAUUGUGGUUAAUGUGCAAGGACAAGCUUUUCGGGCCCACAAAGUGGUACUGGCUGCCAGCUCACCCUAUUUCCGCGAUCACAUGUCCUUGAAUGAGAUGAGUACUGUCUCCAUUUCAGUCAUCAAGAACCCUACUGUUUUUGAACAGCUCCUUUCUUUCUGCUACACAGGGCGGAUUUGCCUGCAGCUGGCAGAUAUCAUUAGCUACCUGACAGCUGCCAGUUUUCUGCAGAUGCAGCAUAUUAUAGACAAAUGUACACAGAUCCUGGAGGGUAUUCAUUUCAAAAUCAAUGUGGCAGAGGUGGAAGCAGAAUUAAGUCAAACGAGGACAAAGCAUCCAGAAAGACCUCCAGAAUCGCACAGGGUUACCCCGAAUCUGAGCCGUUCCCUGAGCCCACGACAUAAUACCACCAAGGGAAACCGGCGAGGUCAGGUCAGUGCUGUGUUGGACAUCCGGGAGCUCAGUCCCCCUGAGGAGUCCACCAGCCCUCAGAUAAUUGAACAGAGCUCGGACGUAGAGAGCCGGGAGCCCAUCCUCCGAAUCAACCGAGCAGGACAGUGGUACGUGGAGACGGGAGUAGCAGACCGCGGGGCCCGGAGUGAUGAUGAAGUCAGGGUUCUUGGAGCAGUACACAUCAAAACUGAGAACCUGGAGGAGUGGCUCGGGCCUGAGAAUCAGCCUUCCGGAGAAGAUGGGAGUAGUGCGGAGGAAGUCACAGCCAUGGUGAUUGACACCACCGGCCACAGUUCUGUGGGACAGGAAACUUAUACUUUAGGAUCUUCAGGAGCCAAGGUGGCUCGGCCAACAAGCAGUGAAAUUGACAGAUUUAGCCCCUCCGGCAGUGUGGUUCCCUUGGCGGAGAGACACAGAGCCAGAAGUGAGUCUCCUGGGAGAAUGGAUGAGCCUAAGCAGCCCAGCUCCCAGGUAGAAGAGUCAGCAAUGAUGGGAGUAAGUGGCUAUGUGGAGUAUCUCCGAGAGCAAGAAGUAUCUGAGCGGUGGUUCCGGUACAACCCUCGUCUCACCUGCAUCUACUGCGCCAAAUCUUUCAACCAGAAGGGGAGCCUGGACCGCCAUAUGCGCCUACACAUGGGGAUCACGCCAUUCGUCUGCCGCAUGUGUGGCAAGAAGUAUACCCGGAAAGAUCAGCUGGAGUAUCAUAUCCGCAAGCACACAGGCAACAAACCCUUCCACUGUCAUGUUUGUGGCAAAAGUUUCCCCUUCCAGGCCAUCUUGAAUCAGCACUUUCGCAAAAACCACCCUGGCUGUAUACCCCUGGAGGGGCCUCACAGCAUCUCCCCCGAAACAACUGUCACAUCUCGAGGACAAGCUGAGGAAGAGUCACCAUCACAAGAAGAGACAGUUGCUCCUGGGGAGACUGCCCAGGGCUCUGUGUCCACCACUGGGCCAGACUGAAACUUCGAGGGGGAGGGGGCAGACCCUCUUCCCCUUUGGGCCGUGAGCAGCCAGCAUCGGGGCCAUGGGCUGGUACUUAGAUUCACAAAAUGUCACAUCACUAAAUCAGAAGAUGCUCCCAAGAUGUUGCCAAGCUAGAGGAUCAGCAACAUACACAGAAGCACGAGAGGCUCUUCCC